AUGGGUUUUGCCGGUGCCGGAAACACCAGCACCCAGACGACAGUGACGUUGACGACGACAGAAGACAUCCCUACGGCAAAUAGAGUAAUAGAAGGAAUUGUUCUUAGCGUUUUAAUCAGUGUGAGUGUGAUUGGGAACCUGUCCCUCUGGAUUGUGGUCCUCCGAUCCCGGGCGCUAAGGACAUUGACCAGCAUGUUUAUUCUUGGCCUUUCCACUGCAGAUUUACUGGUUGCGACAGUGAACAUGCCCUUGACCGUGUACACCCUAGUGAUGGGAGAAUGGAACCUGGGAUACAACGCAUGCGUAUUAGCAGGGUUUAUCAACAUGCUGACCUUAGUAACAAGCGUCUUGUCGUUAUGCAACAUUUCUUUAAAUAGAUACGUCAUGGUCUGCCACCCAUCGAAGUUCAAGGACAUCUAUACAGUUCGAAACGCUGUGCUCAUGAUUAUAGGUGUGAUCACCCUGUCUAUAUUGCUGUCAACACCGCCACUGAUUGGCUGGUCCGAGUAUGUGUACACGCCCACUCACUCUUUCUGCUUCGCUAAUUGGGUGAACCACAUGUCAUACGCCUUCUUUAUGAUUGGUUGCUGCUUUGGGAUACCGUUCAGUGUUAUGACCGUGUGUAAUAUAUGCAUAGUCCGUACAGUUCGAAACAGUCGACUAAGAGUGAGGACCAAUUCACGAAAUAUAAACUCGUCGAAGGAUUCAUAUUUUCAAAGAUCUCGACAUACUACUAUCAGCAACGAUGUCAGUAUUAUACACAAAGAUGACAAAGCAGACGAUGUCGAGAGCUCUUCGUUCAAUCUUUCUGGUAUACAAAAUAUGGACUCAAAAGGUAAAGUGUACGAAAGCAUCGAUAAAGAUAUAUCAAUCAUUGAAAUCGAUGAUGAAACGGCUGAGAACGAAACUUAUAUCAAUAACUAUGAUAUCGAAAAACUCGACAACAAUAAGAAUGACACAAAUCAAAACGUGACUAAGAAAUCAAACGAAAUAAAAAAAGAUGGUAUAGUGUUUCAAGUAACAUCGAUAAAAUCAGACGCCGGUCUAAUCAAAACAAUACCAGAGGAAUCUUCUACUGAGUCAAUGUUUCAAGUAAAGCCACGAGGGCACAAGACCAAUGCAACAAUGGACAGCAAAUCUUAUACCAACAGUCAGAUAGAACACAGUACAGGUCCUUUGAUGAAAGACACUUCUUUGUUACAUCCCUGCUGGAAAUCAACAGCGGAUCAAUGGGCUCGAAAUCCUCGUCCCCGGUCAAUUUCACCUGUAUCAACCUCAAAUAUGUCAAUCAAAAAAAGACCAUCCAGUUCCGUAUAUGUCAAUGUGACCAUGCGCCAAACACCACCGUUACGUAGAAGGGAGGAACUGCGGCUAUCAUUAUCACUAACUGUUGUUGUAGUCGUGUUUGUCAUAUGCUGGUUGCCUUAUUGUAUAUCUAUGAUAUUAUCUAUAUUUGCAAGCGGGAACAUUCCAAGAGAGUUUCACAUGUUCACCUUGCUCAUAGGUUAUGCAAAUAGCGGAUGUAAUCCCAUUAUUUACGGCGUUAUGAACAAGCGUUUUAAGGUCGGCUUUAAACGUCUGUUUUGUUUCUGGCGUAAAUCAUCAGAUUCCUCAAUCAGUAGCGCAUAAUGUCAACGCAUUGAGGUACAUGUAUUUCCUUGUACUGUCUUGUUCAGAAAUGUGAACAGAAAUAAAAUUUCGUGCUGUUCUUUAUUGUAUGAUUUGUAGAUCUUAGUAAGCAGACACUUAUAUGU
Mya arenaria is the source of this 1754-nucleotide messenger RNA. RefSeq names its product alpha-2A adrenergic receptor-like. Bases 1 to 1629 code for a protein of 542 amino acids. NCBI's taxonomy places the organism in Eukaryota, Metazoa, Mollusca, Bivalvia, Myida, Myidae. The transcript is spliced from 3 exons. The record is from RefSeq and is a predicted model, not a curated record. Gene Ontology annotation, biological process: G protein-coupled receptor signaling pathway. Gene Ontology annotation, cellular component: membrane. Gene Ontology annotation, molecular function: G protein-coupled receptor activity.